CAGGCACACAGUGCCGGAGAAGAUGCUCUCCAGGGCCCUCUUCAUGGUCACCUCCUGCCUUCUCCUGGCUCCCCAAAACCUGGCACAAGUCACCAGCCAAGAUGUCUCCUUAGUAGCCUUGGACUCAGAGCCCCUGAAUUGUUUCUCCCGAACAUUUGAGGAUCUCACUUGCUUCUGGGAUGAGGAAGAGGCAGCACCCAGUGGGACAUACCAGCUGCUGUAUGCCUACCCAGGGGAGAUGCCCCGGGCCUGCCCCCUGAAUUCCCAGAGUGUGCCCCCCUUUGGAACCAGAUAUGUGUGCCAGUUUCCUGCCCAGGAUGAAAUACGCCUCUUCUUUCCACUGCACCUCUGGGUGAAGAAUGUGUUCCUAAACCAGAAUAAGACCGAGCGAGUGCUCUUUGUGGAUAGUGUGGGCCUGCCAGCUCCCCCCAGUAUCAUUGAGGCCAGAGGUGGGAGCCAGCAAGGGGAACUUCAGGUCAGCUGGGAGGCCUCGGCUCCUGAAAUCAGUGAAUUCCUGAGGCAUGAACUCCGCUACAGCCCCAAGGAUUCCAAGAACUCCACUGGUCCCACAGUCAUGCAGCUGAUGGCCACAGAAACCUGCUGCCCCACUCUGCAGAGGCCAAACUCGGCCCCUGCUCUGGACCAGCCUCCAUGUGCUCAGCCCACAAUGCCCCGACAGGAUGGACUCAAGCAGACUUUCCCAACUACAGAAGUUCCAUCUCUGACAGUGAUGGGAGGAAGCUGCCUCAUCUCAGGGCUCCAGCCUGGCAGAUCCUACUGGCUCCAGCUACGCAGCCAACCAGAUGGGGUCUCCCUCCGUGGCUCCUGGGGAUCCUGGUCCUCCCCUGUGACUGUGGACCUGCCUGCAGAUGCAGUGGCAAUUGGACUGCAAUGCUUUACCUUGGACCUGAAUAAAGUCACCUGUCAGUGGCGGCAACAGGACCAUGCUAGCUCCCAAGGCUUUUUCUACCACAGCAGGGUGCAGUGUUGCUUCAGAGAUAGGUACCCCAUCUGGCAGAAGUGUGAAGAGGAAGAGAAAACAAAUACAGGAUUACAGACCCCCCAGUUCUCUCGCUGCCACUUCAAGUCACAAAAUAACACUGUUAUUCACGUUCUUGUGGAGGUGACCACAGCCCAGGGUGCUGUUCACAGCUACCUGGGAUCCCCUUUUUGGAUCCACCAGGCCGUGCUCAUCCCCACCCCAAACUUGCACUGGAAGGAGGUCUCCAGUGGGCAACUGGAAUUGGAGUGGCAGCACCCAUCAUCUUGGGCAGCUCAAGAGACCUGCUAUCAACUCCGAUAUACAGGAGAAGGCCAUCAGGACUGGAAGGUUCUGGAGCCGCCUCUCGGAGCCCAGGGAGGGACCCUGGAGCUGCGCCCGCGAUCUCGCUACCGUUUACAGCUGCGCGCCAGGCUCAACGGCCCCACCUACCAAGGCCCCUGGAGCUCCUGGUCCGACCCAGCGAGGGUGGAGACCGCCUCGGAGACCGCCUGGAUCUCCUUCGUGAUUGCUCUGCUCCUCGUGAUGGGCCUCAGCGCCCUUCUGGGACUGCUGUUGCUGAGGUGGCAGUUUCCUGCGCACUACAGGAGACUGAGGCAUGCCCUGUGGCCCUCACUUCCAGACCUGCACCGGGUCCUAGGCCAGUACCUUAGGGAUACUGUGGCCCUGAGUCCGCCUAAGGCCACUGUCUCAGAUACCUAUGAAGAAGUGGAACCCAGCCUCCUGGAAAUCCUACCUAAAUCCUCAGACAGAAGCCCUUUGCCCCUGUGUUCCUCCCAGACCCAGAUGGACUAUCGAGGAUUGCAGCCUUCUUGCCUGGGGACCAUGCCCCUAUCCGUGUGCCCACCCAUGGCUGAGUCAGGGUCCUGCUGUACCACCCACAUUGCCAACCAUUCCUACCUACCACUAAGCUGUUGGCAGCAGCCCUGAGGGUGGGCUCCUCACUCCCAGUACCCUGGGCAGAUCUUAAUCCUCUGGAUCUCUUUGUGAAUCUCUCUAUCCUACCAACCCCCAACAUAAACACAUCAGACCUCACCUCCAUCCCCCUCUGCCUACACUUAAAGUUGGGCUUCACAGCUCUGAUCUACCCAUAUUGCUGCUAACAUAAACCCAGGACUUUUCUGUACAGACAGGCUCACUUGACUAAGCUACUCCAACUUUUACCUUUGUUCUCUCUUUAAUGCCAAACUCCUUGAAAACAAGUCUCUACGUCUUCACUUGCUAUUUACUUGUCAGACUAUUGCAAUUAGUUCCCCCACUACUACUUUGCUAAUGAAACUGCCCAGGCAAAGUUCACCUCAAAUCGUCUAAUUACAAGAUCCAAUGGAAUCUUGUUAAUCAUCAGUUUAUUUGAUCUCUCUGUAGCAUUCGUCAUGUUUGACUACUCAUUUCUCUUUUAAAUUUUCUCCUACCUUGAUUUCCAUAAUAUUACUUUCUCUCCUGGCUCAGCUCCUACUCCUUUGAGUACAUGCAUAGUUAAGAGGAUAAACUCUGGAGACAGAGCUAAGUUCAAUUCCUAUCUUUCACACUUGUUAACUGUGCAGCCUUGGGAAAAUAACUUAAUGUCUUUGAGCCUUAGUUUUCUGAAAUAUAAAACAGGGUUAAUAACAGUACCUGAGUUGUGAAGAGGAUUAAGUGAGAUAAUAUAAAUAAAUCACCAUGCCUAACACAUAGUAAAUGUUUAAUAUAUCUGAACUACUAUUGUAAUUGUUCCUUCUCUUUUUUUCUUUUUUAAAAUUUAAGUGUCCACAAGAAGCAUUGAUUUUUCUCUCUUAUUCUGGUUUCUUCUACUCCUUAAUUAUUGCAGACCCUCAAGAACCCAUUCUUAACACAGUCUUUAAUCCCAUCUAUUCUUAUUGCCUUUAUUAUAUGUUGACCAUUCCAAAAAAAUUUUUUUCUUGGGACAGAGUCUCACUUUGUCACCCUCAGUAGAGUGCAAUGGCAUCACAGCUCACACUCUUGCCUCAGCCUCCCAAGUAGCUGUGAUUAUAGGCACCCGACACAACACCCAGCUAUUUUUUAGAGACAGGUCUCUAAAAAAGACAGUCUCACUCUUGCUCAGGCUGGUCUUGAACUUGUGAGCUCAGGCAAUCCACCCGCCUCUGCCUCCCAAGUGCUGGGAUUACAGGCAUGAGCCACCAUGCCCAGCUCAUUCCAAAGUUCUUGUCCCCAUCCAGACUUCUACUACAGCAUCAAUGAUACUUUAUGAAAGUAACUGUUUACAUAUGUGUCUCCCACUAGUAGAUUGUGAGCUCCUUGAGGGCAAGAGCCAUGAUUUAUUUGUCCUUUUCCCCCAAUACCCAGAGUAAUGCUUGGUGCAUGAUAGUAGACCUUCAAUAAAUGAAU
Molecule: messenger RNA, 3346 nt
Organism: Nycticebus coucang (slow loris)
Lineage: Eukaryota; Metazoa; Chordata; Mammalia; Primates; Lorisidae
Gene: MPL
Product: MPL proto-oncogene, thrombopoietin receptor
Exons: 12
Coding region: 23-1930 (635 amino acids)
Biological process (GO): positive regulation of cell population proliferation; hemopoiesis; cytokine-mediated signaling pathway
Cellular component (GO): membrane; external side of plasma membrane
Molecular function (GO): protein binding; cytokine receptor activity
Source: RefSeq, a predicted model, not a curated record